Messenger RNA from Trichosurus vulpecula (common brushtail), 756 nucleotides. Its product is annotated as serotriflin-like. Bases 1 to 756 code for a protein of 251 amino acids. Gene Ontology annotation, biological process: binding of sperm to zona pellucida. The record is from RefSeq and is a predicted model, not a curated record. Gene Ontology annotation, cellular component: extracellular region. The transcript is spliced from 7 exons. NCBI's taxonomy places the organism in Eukaryota, Metazoa, Chordata, Mammalia, Diprotodontia, Phalangeridae.
AUGUGGAGCUUUGAAACAGGAGCAGAGAAUAGCCUGCAUACAGACUUGACAGAAGCCAUUGGUGAGGUGAGAGAACAAGUGGACAGUGGCCAACAUACUGACCCAGCCACAGCAGAGGACAGCCUGCAUGAGAACUUUGGAAAGGUUGAACCAGUGAUGGUUCCAUAUGAAACAGUUUCUACUAAAGAAGUGAAUGUCCAGGAAGAAAUUGUUGGCAAACACAAUGCUCUCAGGAGGGGAGUAAUUCCCAAAGCCAGAAACAUGCUGAAAAUGGAAUGGAAUGAAAAUGCUGCACAAAAUGCCAGAAAUUGGUCAAAGGAGUGUAAGCAGGAACAUAGUCCCCAAUUUAAGAGGGUGAUUACAGACAGUUUAUGUGGAGAAAAUUUGUUGUUUGCCUCCCAUCCCCUUUCAUGGUCUGAUGUAAUCCAGAUGUGGUAUGAUGAGUCAAAAAACUUCACAUAUGGAUCUGGACCAACAAAACCAGAAUCAGUUGUUGGCCACUAUACUCAGACUGUUUGGGCCACUUCUUAUAUGAUUGGCUGUGGUGUCACUCAUUGCCCCAAUCAGGAGACAUUUAAAUAUUUCUAUACAUGUCACUAUUGCCAUGGAGGAAAUAAUGUUGCAACUCUUGCUACACCUUAUAAGAAGGGGAUCCCAUGUGGAGACUGCCCUGGCCAAUGUGAAGAUGGACUUUGCAGUUGCCUGCGGGAAGCACUAACACCAUCUUUCCCACCUACAUGUUUACCAAGAGACUAA